This is a messenger RNA of Fomitopsis serialis, 886 nucleotides long. RefSeq names its product RTA1 like protein-domain-containing protein. The record is from RefSeq and is a predicted model, not a curated record. The transcript has 9 exons. Gene Ontology annotation, cellular component: plasma membrane; fungal-type vacuole. The annotation marks the transcript as partial. NCBI's taxonomy places the organism in Eukaryota, Fungi, Basidiomycota, Agaricomycetes, Polyporales, Fomitopsidaceae.
AUGGAUACACACCGACUGCAUGGGUCAGCUUCUAGACUAAAGAGAGGACAACAUUUGACCCAUUCCUGUCCAAUAGUCAUUCAUCUCCUUCAAUCUGUACGGUAUCGCAUGUGGUUCUUGCUCUGGACGGCAGUCGUUGCAGGCAUACUAGAAUCUAUAGGAUGGGCAGGGAGGCUAUGGUCGUCAUAUGACAUACUCGCAUCCACGCCCUUCUCUAUGCAGAUCAUUUGCACGAUCGUUGGGCCAACUCCGCUCAUCGCUGCCAACUUCAUCAUCCUCGGGCACGUUAUCCGCCGCCUUGGGCAACAAUACAGCCGGCUCAGUGCCCGUUUGUAUACUAUCAUCUUCGUCAGCUGCGACGUUAUCGCGCUCAUUGUUCAAGCCUUAGGCGGUGCUGCCGCUGCUGCUGCUGUGGACAAUGGGAAGAAUCCGAAGGCCGGCAGCGACAUCAUGCUGGCUGGUAUCAUCUUCCAGACUGCUGCUAUCACAUUAUAUGUUCUUCUCGCCACUGAGUUCUUUUUGCGCUACUUCUAUGACAAGCCACUGCGCGGCCGCGAGAACGUCGAGACCGGAUAUGCUUUGGAGAGCAAACUCCAGCAGAUGAUCGCAGCAUUGGUUUUCAGCAGCUUGACAUGGUAUCGAUGCAUCGAACUGGGAGAUGGGUGGGAAGGAAGGAUCAUACACACGCAACGUUACUUCGUGAUUAUGGACGCCCUCAUGAUUGUAUUUGCUUUGUGGACGCUCAAUCUAUUUCACCCCGGCCGUCUCCUGGGAUACGGCGCCGACUGGAGUGCUGACAAGAACGUCGCGAUGCGAGCGACACAGACCCAGGAUUCCGAAGCGGCGAGGGGGUGCCCUUGCCGGGGAACAUGCUUCCCAAGGAGCA